AUCAAAAUGGUGGGUUUAGUAUUUUCUGAACUUCAAUUUACAUCCUAUAAUCCCGAUCUUAACCGUGAACCUAACACAUUUCAGAAUAUUAAAAAAUUCAAAAUUUAACAUAGUGUACACAUUUAUCAGUUUAUUUUCGCCAUCAUAUAUAUAUUAUGGUAAUUAUAGUGAUUUGUUGCAAUGUCAAAUUUCUGUAUUAGAAUGUUGUUAUAUUAUUGGUUAGGCAUAUAUAACAGCUUAAAAGUUACAUAGUGGAACAAGAUAUGUUUAUGCUUGAAUAUAAAAUGCCUUCUUCAGCAGACAAUGCAAUAAAUAAUAAGCUACAUUAACUUUAAAACUUGGUGAACAUGUACAAGUUUUAUGUCACUAGUUAUGUCUUUCAUUUUCAAGCCUAAACAUCUUGUUCCACCAAUUAUUUACUUAACAUGGCUUGAAAGCAAUCCCUCCUACAAUAUUCUUUAAAAGUUACAUUGGGUCACAAGUAAGUCUUAAAGAUUGCAUACAAAAAAUCCUUCCCUUAGCCUUAGAUAUAGUAAAAAUGGACUGUGGAGACUGGUCUUACUCUACUUAAUAGCAGACCAGGCCUUGCAUCACCAUUGUUUAUGGACUUGUUUAGUUAAAAAUAUAUCCUAUACUAUGUCUCUACGCAGUAUGUUUUCAAAAUUUCAGUCUCUUGUUCUGCCAGAGAAGUUUCAACACAUUCUUCGUGUUAUGAACACGAAUAUAGAUGGCAGGAGAAAAAUUUCAUUUGCCAUCACUUCAAUCAGGGUAAGUCGUGUCUUGCUAAUUGUGUCUGAAAUGGACUACAAUAUUUUUUUAAAAAUAUCUGUCAAGACUUAACCAAAGUAGGUGAUGAAUACACUCCCUCCUAAGCCUGAUGGAUAAUUUUUCGUCAAAUCAGUGAAAUUUGAUUCAUGAAAGUCAUCUGCCCCCCCCCCCCCCCCCCCCCCCCCCCAACCAAAAUCAAGAUACUUCCGCAUUUUGACUUUGAAGAGCUUCAGAUUCUUGGCCUAUGUUGUUACGGUACCCUUUCGUUUGGCAAUUGCAUUUGUUUUACCAUCAGUUGCCAUUGGCCUAAAUGAAAUUGCAGAAUCUUUUGGGAAAUCGUGUGUCAAUAUUGGUGAUUUUUCCAUAUUCAGAUUGUCAGAAUUCAAAAUUUGGCCUAUCCUUUAUAUUAUAUAUUGAUGAAAAUCAGUGCUUAUUUUCAUACAAAUGUGUUUUAUUGGAGAUAUAAUUUUAUUAGUGAGCUGCAUGCAGCAAUAGUCCAUAAGCUACAGUUUACAUUUUCUAUUUAUUUGGCCCCAAUUAUCUGAAUGUUCAGUGAUGCUACUACUAAGGCUGGAGUAUGGUUUCACUUUUACUUUGGUCUAAUAUACUUUUUAAAAUGAUUUUUAAUUAUUUCAAUAUAAGUGCCUCGAAUUAUUAAUGUAAUUUCACAAAUGUUUAUUUUAUUGUAGGGUGUGGGUAGGAGAUUUGCAACUGUAGUCUGCAAGAAAGCCAAUGUGGAUAUCAGAAAAAGGGCUGGAGAGUUGACUGAAGAGGAGGUAAAGUAUAUAUAUUUGAAAAUGGUAAUAUGACAUUCAAUUUUAAUAGGACCAUUUUUUUAAAAAUGUAUUUCUCUGGCAUUCUUUUUAAAGCAGAAAAGUGAAAAUUUGUAAUUGUUUUUUUUUUACAGGUUGAACGCAUUGUAACUGUGAUGACCAAUCCAAGACAGUAUAAAAUCCCUGACUGGUUCCUCAACAGACAAAAGGAUAUUAAAGAUGGCCGUUACAGUCAAGUUCUAAGUAACGCCCUUGACAACAAGCUUCGUGAGGAUCUUGAGAGGCUAAAGAAAAUUAGAGCUCACAGAGGUCUAAGGCACUACUGGGGGUAAGUGUUAUUACAAUAUUAGGCUUCCAUAUGUUUUUCUCUUAUUUCUUUUAUAAUCCUUUUAGGUGCAUGUGUUAAUUUGACAUUAAUUAAGUGAAUAAGGCUUAAUUUUAAAGCUCUGGUAUCCAUUUAAAUUUGUAUUAAAUAAAUUGAGCUAUGUGAAAGAUAAACCCAGUUCUUGAUCAUAGUUAGGGCAUUAGUCUGACCCAAAAAUUUGGUGUAACAAAUAUCUAUACAUAAUACUACUUAAUUCAAAGCAUUAAGUGCUCAUAGUAUUGUUCCCUCCUCCCACACUUUUUUUUUUUCAUUCUUAUGUCAGUAUUGGGUUUUGUACAAGUAUUCAUGCUGUUAGGUCAUAAUAUCUUCUGAUUCCACUGCAAAUCAGAGGUAAAAGAUGGUGCAGCUAUAUAAAAAGGGUCUUCUUUCACACCUGUAGUCUCUCCUGAGACUAGGGGGUCAGAUGAAAACUACACUCUUUAUGCAGUUAACAGUAAUUUUUCUAUUUGAGAAAUGAAAUAUUACUUGUCUUUAUAGAUGUUCAUUUAUUUCUAUUUCAGUCUCCGAGUUAGAGGUCAGCACACCAAGACCACAGGUCGUAGAGGUAGAACUGUUGGUGUGGCCAAGAAGAAGUAGUCAUUUUAAACUUUGGUUUGAGAACAGAAAUAAAUGUGAAAUAUACCUAUGGAGCAUUUUUGUUUUUGUAUGAGUUAUCCUCUGUGGUGUGCAAGUUAAAAUUAAAGGGAUACAUAUGUUAAUUGUAAAAUAGUUUAUUUUUAAACACAUAAAUUUUAAGAAAAAGAAGAUAAUCUUCAAAAUGUUAUAAUUAUAAGCAUAGAAUG
Lymnaea stagnalis (great pond snail) is the source of this 2708-nucleotide messenger RNA. NCBI's taxonomy places the organism in Eukaryota, Metazoa, Mollusca, Gastropoda, Lymnaeidae. The record is from the annotation of a GenBank genome assembly.